CUGACGUCAUCAAGCCUCUCCUGCGUGUACACGCGCCGGUUUUCCUCGAUAUGGAAACAUGGCGACUUACACCAGCCCAGAGGAAGACAUGACCAUGAUACACAAGGAUGAAGGGGUAGAGGAAGACCGGCCUGCGCCAAGACCUGACAGCGGGAGCAGUGAUGAUUCCAUGGACAGCCUGCCGGGCCACGCUCAGCGAUGUCUUCUGACCCCUUCGCUUUCCCCACGGAAACGGACAACCAGCCAAUCCAAAUCAGAGCCCCCUUUGCUGAGAACCAGUAAGAGGACCAUCUACACAGCCGGGAGACCACCCUGGUACAACGUUGCGGGGACCACCUUUACAGAGGCGUUUGUCAUCGGCCUCUGUGGAGGGAGUGCUUCUGGGAAAACCACUGUGGCCAAUAAGAUCAUUGAGGCGCUGGAUGUUCCCUGGGUGGUUCUUCUCUCAAUGGACUCCUUUUACAAGGUAUUGAAUAAAGAAGAGCAGGAGUUGGCCGGUAAGAACGAGUACAACUUCGACCACCCCGAUGCCUUUGACUUUGAGCUGCUGGUCACUGUGCUGAGGAAGCUGAAGAAAGGCAAGAGCAUCAAAGUUCCGGUCUACGACUUCACCUCCCACAGCAGGAGAAAAGACUGGAAAACUGUUUACGGGGCCAAUGUCGUCAUCUUCGAGGGCAUUCUGGCCUUCGCCAACAAGGAGCUGCUAAAGCUGUUAGACAUGAAGGUCUUUGUGGAUACCGACUCGGACAUCCGUCUGGUGCGGCGGCUGAAGAGGGACAUCACGGCCCGCGGCCGGGACAUCGGCGGCGUAAUCCGGCAGUACAAUCGAUUCGUAAAGCCGGCCUUUGAGCAGUACAUCGAACCCACGGUCCCGCUGGCUGACAUCGUGGUGCCCAGAGGGGGGGACAACUUCGUAGCGCUGGACCUCAUAGUCCAGCAUGUCCACAGCCAGUUGGAGAAGCGGGAGAUCACAGUAAGGUCAGCCCUGGCCUCAGCCCACCAGGGUCAGCCCCUCCCCAAGACCCUCAGCCUGAUGCUGGCCACGCCACAGGUCCGGGGAAUGCACACCAUCAUCAGGAACAAGGAAACGAAUCGCGAUGAGUUCAUCUUCUAUUCCAAGAGGUUAAUGAGACUGUUAAUAGAGCACGCCCUCUCGUUCCUACCUCUGAAGCCAGUGUUGGUGGAGACGCCACAGGGAGCACUUUACGAGGGCAAGAGGCUCAGCGGCAGUAGAAUCACAGGCGUGUCCAUCCUGAGGGCCGGGGAGACCAUGGAGCAGGCUCUGACAGCCGUGUGCAAAGACAUCCGGCUGGGGAAGAUCCUGAUCCAGACCAACCACCACACAGGGGAGCCCGAGCUGCACUACCUGCGCCUUCCCAAGGAGAUCAGUGAGGAUUACGUCAUCUUGAUGGACAGCACCGUGUCCACCGGGGCCGCCGCCCUCAUGGCCAUCAGGGUGCUGCUGAUCCACGUAACACCCACCACCUCAGAGCCAUCAGUGAAGCUACUGGUAACAACGGCUGUGUCGGUGUAUGUGUCCCAGGACCACGACGUGCCAGAGGAAAGGAUCUUCCUGCUCUCCCUCCUCAUGGCAGAGAUGGGCGUCCACUCCGUGGCGUACGCCUUCCCGGGGGUCCGCAUCAUUACCACGGCCGUGGACAAGGAGGUCAACGAGCAGUUCCACAUCAUCCCGGGCAUCGGUAACUUCGGUGACCGCUACUUUGGGACGGACGCCCCUUUGGACUAGUAUGAAAGUGACCAAUGGAUGGACUACUGAGUAGAAGCAGUGUGAAACACGGUACCCCUACUUUAACCAUGGCAUCUACUGGAGUUAACAGUUAUUAUGUGACGUCACCACAAUUUGAAGUCACCUGGAAUUAAAAAGUAUAUUUGAAUUCAAACUCAGUAAAAAAUGGGAAAUCUGGAAUCAAACAGGUCAAAGUGUUGGUGGUAUUUAAUGUGCCAUGCUUGUGUCAAGCUGACAGAAGUCCGCUUGGAUAGCUGGUUGCCCCCUGACAUGCUGGUUUCCCCCUGACAUGCUGUUAUGUAGCAGGUUUGUACAACGCUUGCUGCUGAAUACCCUCUUCUCUAUAUUGUAAAUGUCUUUCAGGUGUUUCAACCGCUCCAGAAGGAGUGUAUCUGAACCAAUUCAAGGUGCUCAAUGACAAGACUCAGAUAUCUAUUAAAACUGGGUUCUAUUCACUGUUUUCUUUGUCAUGAUAGUCCAAAGGUCAGGUUUGAUUUCUUUGGUUGGCUUCUUGAUAUUCACGAUGAGCCUGCAUAAUCAACCAUCGGCAAAACUUUCCCAAUCUAAAUGCAUACAUGCAUCAUUGAGUUUAAAACAAAUUGCUGCCUGGAUCAAGAAGUCAUAGCUUGGGAUCCAGUGGUCAUAGCCUUGGUUCCAGAAGUCGUACCUUGGGAUCCAGAGGUCACACCCUGGAUCCAGAGGUCACACCCUGGAUCCAGAGGUCAUAACCUGGAUCCAGACCAAUCUGACAGCUCAUGUAUUUUUAUUUGCCCUCGUAUUUGACUAGCCAAUCUCCAGCUACAGGAGCCAGGCAGUACCUACCAUAAUAGACUGUGUUGAAGACUGAGGUUUAGGUCUUUAAGGUAAUUUUGAUAUUUCUUCCUUUGGCUCUUCACACUAAGCGCCCCAUUCAGUAUGAGAGUUGUCAUUGAUACUAACGUUUGACACUACAAGUCUAGCGUCACAAUCUAUCUCUGCAUCUCAUUCUGUUGAUGGCAGAUAUUAGUGUUGCUUUAACAUGCACUAUCUUUACUUGCAAGGAUACAAUCUUUGCAUAUGAUAUGACUCAUAUUAAUGUAUGUAGUCAGAUAUGAAUGAACUUUCUCCCUCAGGAGGAAGCCUGUAUUUGCUGCUGGCGGUUUAACAUCAGCCAUUCAUCCAGGUUCAAUUCAAUACUUGAAGUUUUGUAUGUAAAUGUCUCCUUAUUGUAAGUUUUGUGUAAACUGCAUCCCUCCCUGUCUCAACAAAGCCUGGUAUAUUUAUUGAUGUGUUGAAAUACCUAAGGUCAUAAUUUACCUCCACAAUUUGACAUUAAAAGUCAUGGUGCAAUUUUA
Gadus morhua (Atlantic cod) is the source of this 3081-nucleotide messenger RNA. Its product is annotated as uridine-cytidine kinase-like 1. The record is from RefSeq and is a predicted model, not a curated record. NCBI's taxonomy places the organism in Eukaryota, Metazoa, Chordata, Actinopteri, Gadiformes, Gadidae. Gene Ontology annotation, molecular function: ATP binding; kinase activity. The transcript is spliced from 15 exons. The coding region runs from base 59 to 1747 and encodes 562 amino acids.